AUGUCUGCAGAUAAUUUUGCGGGCUUAGAAAAAGGCUCACCUACCGAGGUGGAAAUUGAAGAAGAGGAGGAGGAGGAGGAGUUCUUGUCGAACGAACAGAUUGAGGAACAAGACGAUGCUUUAGCGGCCCUGUUCAGAGCUGCUAGAUCCUCCAAAAUGGAUGCAAAAUCGCGUAAAGAAACUGUGGCUCUGCUCAAGUUAAGGUCAUUUGAUUUUCUGGAGUACCUUCUGCUCUAUACCUCGGAUGCAAAUCUUUUUCUGCCUACGCUGUAUACCGUUAUCAAAAUGGCUGUCACCUCGACUGGACGAGUCAAACAGGCUCAAAAUCAAAGACUUGGCAGUGAUAAAAGGGAUCACGUAUCUCUACCACGUAUUGCCUCUUGCCUCGGUCAAUUGCGCUCUCGUCCAUUGUUCGCCAAUGAGCUUCUUUGGCAAUCAAUCUGCAAAUCUGAUGAAGCCCUUCUACCCACCUGUUUCAAGGCCAUAUUUCGGGUAUUUAGGAAUGCCAUCCCUGACGGUAAACUGAUCAAGUGUCUGCAGACUGCCUGUGAAUUUCUGGAAAUAGCCGAAUUGGCAGGUCGUUUGGUGAUUGAGCGCCUUAAGGCCGCGCUACCAUCAUCUACAUCAUCAUCUGGUUCUAGUUCAUCCUGUGUUUAUGCCAAAACUGCUCUUUUGGGUUUGGCAAACGCUGUGACAGGUGGAUUGGCUGGCGCGAAAUCUCAAUCCCUCUCUGACUGGGUGCCCACUCUGGCUCGCAUUCUGAUUGACUCGUUUUUCAUUAAUUCAAACGCUUCAACUUGGACACAAUCCAAGGCCCUCACUGUGGCCGUAUUUGAGUGCCUUUUCAACUGCUUCAAAUCUGACAAGACAGUGCUUGAACUGCUUACAACGGAGGAAUUGACGGCUGUUUUAACCUCAGACAGGGCAAGCAUUCCUAAGACUGUUCGUUCGUACCAUUCACGUCUCAUCCAACUUAUUCGCUCUCUUCGUACUUCUUCGCAACACCUUUCAGCCGUGCUGGAGGGUCUUGACACACAACGAAAGCUCGAAAAGGAAGAGGCGAAGCAAGAACGACGGCGGAAAAGAAAGGCUAAGGUAGCGGCUGACCAGGCAAAGAAAAAGAAAGCGAAAUUGGGCAUUAUUGUAAAACAGAAGGCGGCAUAA
Molecule: messenger RNA, 1164 nt
Organism: Hydatigera taeniaeformis
Lineage: Eukaryota; Metazoa; Platyhelminthes; Cestoda; Cyclophyllidea; Taeniidae
Source: the annotation of a GenBank genome assembly